AAUUUUGCAAUCAGUCUCCCGGUCAAUCAGUCUGAUUCUGAUAUAGGUUAAGUCCCGCUUUGGUUUCAGAAAUCGGUUGUAUUUUGAUAGUUUUGCAGAUUUAAAGUGAAUAAAAAGUAAAAUCAACGAAAAUGUUUCGCCCGGCCAGGGUCUUCGUUAUGACAUUUAAUCGUUUCAAGGAAUGUCGGCCUUUACAUACGAAUGAACGACAACGACAAGAAGUUGCAGAAUAUGAAUCUCCAAUUACCGAUGAAUAUAAAAAAGGUCCAAUGGAAGGUCGUGCACUCUAUUUAGAUGCCCAAGCUACAACUCCAAUGGAUCCACGUGUACUCGAUAAAAUGAUGCCGUAUUUAGUAACGUAUCAUGGCAAUCCACAUUCAAGAACUCACAUGUACGGCUGGGAAACAGAAUCAGCUGUUGAAGAAGCCCGCAAACAAAUCGCAGAUUUGAUUGGUGCCGAUAAAAAGGAAAUUAUCUUCACAUCAGGAGCUACUGAAUGUAAUAAUAUAGCAGUUAAAGGAGUUUCCAGAUUUUACAAAGCCAAAAAGAAGCACAUUAUUACUACACAAACGGAGCACAAAUGUGUUUUAGAUUCAUGUAGAGCUUUGCAAGGAGAAGGCUUUGAAGUGACAUAUCUACCUGUAAAUCCGAACGGUCUCAUUGAUCUUGAAGAGCUGGAAAGGGCCAUUACUCCAAACACUUCUCUAAUUUCAAUAAUGACUGUUAAUAAUGAAAUCGGCGUUCAGCAACCAGUAGAAGAAAUCGGCGCCCUCUGCAGGAAGAAGAAAGUUUUCUUUCACACAGACGCUGCACAGGCUGUCGGGAAAAUUCCUAUAGAUGUUAAUCGCAUGAACAUUGACCUAAUGUCCAUCAGUGGUCACAAGCUGUAUGGUCCGAAAGGAGUAGGAGCUUUAUACGUGAGGAGAAGGCCCAGAGUACGUGUGGAACCUCUUCAGAGUGGAGGUGGUCAGGAAAGAGGAAUGAGAAGUGGGACUAUCCCUGCUCCAUUGGCGGUUGGCUUGGGAGCUGCUUGUGAACUUGCGAAUUGUGAAAUGGAGUAUGACCACAAAUAUAUAACAGGCCUUGCAAAUCGAUUGAUAGACAGUAUAACAUCAAAUUUGACGCACGUGGUGCGAAACGGAGAUCCUGUUGCGUGGUAUCCGGGCUGUGUGAAUCUUUCCUUUGCCUGUGUGGAAGGAGAGUCUUUAUUAAUGGCUUUAAAAGACAUAGCCUUGAGCAGCGGAUCAGCAUGCACGAGUGCAAGUUUAGAACCAAGCUAUGUUCUCCGGGCUAUCGGGGCUUCCGAAGAUCUGGCGCAUUCUAGCAUAAGAUUUGGAAUUGGACGAUUUACAACGAAGGAGGAAGUAGACUUCACCGCUGAAAAUACGAUAUUCCAUGUAAAUCGCUUGAGGGAAAUGAGCCCAUUGUGGGAAAUGGUCCAGGACGGCGUCGAUCUUACAACGAUUAAGUGGACCCAGCACUAACGCACCUUAGAACGUAGGUUUAUAAACGUGUUAUAAAAAACAAAACAUACAGUUUAUAUAUUCUAAUAAGAUCAAGCACAACCGAUCAAAGAAACGACUUAUUUUGUUUCAACUGAUCAGAUUUUCGACAACCAGUGAUGCACAUUGCAGGGUGGCCACUAAGUCGGCAAAUGCCAAUGAAUUUACUUUUUAUCCGAGAAUUUCGCAAAUAUAGUGCAAUUUAAGAAA
This is a messenger RNA of Belonocnema kinseyi, 1712 nucleotides long. RefSeq names its product cysteine desulfurase, mitochondrial (gene Nfs1). Gene Ontology annotation, biological process: [2Fe-2S] cluster assembly. The coding region runs from base 132 to 1484 and encodes 450 amino acids. The transcript has 10 exons. Gene Ontology annotation, molecular function: pyridoxal phosphate binding; cysteine desulfurase activity. The record is from RefSeq and is a predicted model, not a curated record. Gene Ontology annotation, cellular component: cytosol; nucleus; mitochondrion. NCBI's taxonomy places the organism in Eukaryota, Metazoa, Arthropoda, Insecta, Hymenoptera, Cynipidae.